Molecule: messenger RNA, 2247 nt
Organism: Galendromus occidentalis (western predatory mite)
Lineage: Eukaryota; Metazoa; Arthropoda; Arachnida; Mesostigmata; Phytoseiidae
Gene: TAF1B
Product: TATA box-binding protein-associated factor RNA polymerase I subunit B
Exons: 13
Coding region: 61-2247 (728 amino acids)
Biological process (GO): nucleolar large rRNA transcription by RNA polymerase I; RNA polymerase I preinitiation complex assembly
Cellular component (GO): RNA polymerase I core factor complex; RNA polymerase transcription factor SL1 complex
Molecular function (GO): RNA polymerase I core promoter sequence-specific DNA binding
Source: RefSeq, a predicted model, not a curated record
AUAUUGAAUUCGAGCUCCCUGAAAUUCGUUCGGCCGGAAUGUGAAUCCGUGCGUUCGGAAAUGGUCACCUGUGAUAACUGCGGUACCGAGGGCCAAUUCAGGGUGGUCUCGGGAUUUUACUACUGCAAUGUUUGCGAUACACAAAGUCAGCACGCAGUUGAGGAGGAGAUUGAAGUUGCCUUCGACGAUGGCGAUAAAGGCCCGCAGGGCCGCGUCGUGGGUGCUCGCGCGAAAAGGAGGGGGGUGUCGAAGCGUCUUCGAGCUUACAGGAGGCUGAAUCUUCUCAACGAUCUCCUCCGAAAGCAGGUAGACGACCUUCUACACCUAGGGGCACCGCCGAGAUUCAAGGUGGCCGUCAUGGAACUUUGGUUCAAAUACAUACACGUACUAGAGCUAGAUUGCGAACCCUACGGCAAGCUGCCACCGUACUGUCUUCACGAAGAAUACGAAAUGGCAAUCAAAAGGAUCGAGGAGGAAUCCUUCAGUUUGAAGACAGCAACCUAUAAUCAUAUCCCGAUGCGAGCGAAAACUGUGAAAAGUCAGAAGGCUGGCAAUAAGUCUAAGGAAAGGCACCCGCUUUACGGAUACCAGGCGCCGAAAAACAUCCGUUUGGACCCGAGUGGACUCAGUGCGGUCGUCAGUAAUCUUUCGGCCGCGGAUCAAGGUCGAAUCUCCCCAUCCGCUUCGUCCGUGCGAUCUUCGUCGAACGCGACAGAUGUCGAGGCUUCGACGACGGCAGGAAUAGAGCAGCACUCUGGGUUCGGUUUUGGCACUCAGGACACGAGCCUCCUCGAAUCCUUCCAAAAGUGCGAGGACGUUAAGCAUUUCAAGGAAGAGGCGCAAGACAUGGGCUCCUUCUCCUUCAUGGGCACCCACGAAGACUCGAUUCCCACCGGAGGAACCUCUCUCCAUACACCUCAAGAUCUCGAGGGUAAUGGCGAGGAGACCUUCCAAGCUUCGGCUGAUAUUUCGCAGCAACAGGUUGGACCGCUCAUCGAGGAAGUCGACCUAACAUCAGAAAUAGCUUACAAAUUGCGAGCCCACAUGGCAGAGAGGGACGUGGACGUGAUUGAGUAUUACGUCGAGUCUGUCCUCCAGAUGCAUAGUCAUUGUCUUGUGAUGAUCCUCUAUCUCGGCUUGAUACGUGCCAAUGUAUAUCACAUAGGAGCCGUGGAUCUCUAUAGGUUCAUUCGGCAGAAACAUCUGACCUACUUCGACGCUCGAGAGUCGGCAUCAGACGAACUGCUGAAGGCCCGCCGGAGAAUUUUCCAUGCAAUGUUCCUACCGGAGAUACUGCCCGUGAAUAUCACUGAUGGAGCUCUCCUCAAGUCUUGCGCGAUAAUUUGCGGCCUUUUGGACAUUCCGCGACUCAAAAUGCCGGACUUGAAUUUUUUCAUCGCCAGGAUCUGUCUCGACCUAAAUCUUCCAAGGGAUUUCAUCGCUCAUGCCACAGCAUAUGCGAGGCGAAAUUGUUUACAGCCCACAUGGGAAGCUACGGGGGACACGGAGUUUCCCUUUCUACGAAUUAACGCCCUACCUCAUAUGGAAGUAGAGGCUUGUGCUGUCAUAAUGGUCAGUCUCAAAUAUUUGUUCGGCAUAGACGGACGUGAGGAAUACAAAAACUCUUUGGGCGCCGAGCUUGAGUCUUGCAAGGGAAAUCAGAAAUACUUCGUGAUCUCACGCUGGCUGACCCAGUUGUCGAGGAGGGCUCAUUAUCUCCGGAGACGAGGAGAAUUCUAUAACUCUACCGCAAUAGAUUUCGAACAUAUGAAGAGCGCAGGAUACCUGUUGCAUCGCGAGGCCAAGAGAAGAGAUGACUUUUACGCCCGUGGGAUGAAUUGUAGACGUGUUCAACGAUUCCUUGAUGAUCUCAACAUUCCAAACAGAGUUCAUCCGAUCAAGUUGACUCCAUCGAGUUUUCCAAUGAAGAGCACCCUCGAGCAGCUCCUGAGAAACGACAAUGCUAAAGAUACUCUCGGACUCCUGGAAGACAUGACCGACCUGAAGCUCUUCCGGGGACCUUCACCCCGUCCGUACAUUAAAGCGGCUGCUCGCCAGAGUAAAUUCUACCAAAAAAUACCGAAGCCCAACCCGUCUUCAACUGCCCUCGAUGGAAGCACUGCAGCCCCGUCGGAAAAUCUUCUGAUUCUGAUGCAAAUACUGGGCGAGUACUGUCUCUCAAGCGCCCUAAAGCUCCAUUGGGCGCUGAUGAGAUUGGAACGCAAAAUUAUAGGACCUGGUCGAUAG